Gallus gallus (chicken) is the source of this 2017-nucleotide messenger RNA. RefSeq lists its product as uncharacterized. The coding region runs from base 246 to 1322 and encodes 358 amino acids. Lineage: Eukaryota; Metazoa; Chordata; Aves; Galliformes; Phasianidae. The transcript has 2 exons. The record is from RefSeq and is a predicted model, not a curated record.
GGGUCGUCGUCUUAUCUCGUCACGCUCGCUUUCGGGUCGUCUCGCUGCUGCUCCUGGCUGCACACAAGGCUUCAGUAUUAGAAGAGAAUCUUCAGCCUGAGUGAGACGCACUCCAGUCUGAAAGAGACACCCUCCAAUCUGAAUUAAAUACCCUCAUAAUUGAACAAGACAGACUCCGAGCUGAGCUGGAGAGUAAGAGUAUCGGGACUGACCAACCUGAUCAACCACAAGAGGCACCAGAAUCUAUGUCAGUUGCCCCUGUAAGAGGAUGGAAAACAAAACGAAUCUUGACUCAGUUAGAACAGAAUGAAGAGGAGGAAAGACGUCCAGAGGAGCAGCUCCAAGUUCUAGGGGAACCACCCCUGAGUCCAGGGGAGGGGUCCUCAAUAAGAUCAUGGUCACCAACGCCCAGGAGAGUAACAAGGAGUCCUGAAAGUGCAGGAGGUGAGCGAGACAUCAUUACCAUUACUUAUAGAUCUUUGAAAAUGAACGAAAUUCGUGGUCUGAGAAAAGACUUCACACACCACCCAAAGGAGCCUAUCGUCACCUGGUUACUUCGAUGUUGGGACAGUGGGGCUGACAGUGUGCUGCUAGAUAGUAGAGAGGCUCAUCAGCUCGGUGGCAUUGCUAGGGACUCAGCCAUUGACAGAGGUAUUAGCACAUGCCGGAACCAGGCCUUCACCCUCUGGAAGUGGAUGCUGUUGGCUGUGAAAGAAAGAUACCCCUUCAAAGAUGACCUGAUGCCUGAGAAAAGGAAAUGGAAUGAUAUGGAAAAAGGCUUCUGUUAUUUGAGAGAACACGCCGUGGUGGAAAUGUUACAUAGCCCCACUGUCAUUCCUGAUGAGCCUGACCAAGAGCAUGAUCAUGAGAACGUCAGCUGUACACCACAUAUGUGGCGUAUAUUCACAAAGACUGCACCAGAGAGCUAUGCCAGUACAUUUGCAGCAAUGUAUGACAGAGGGGGAGAAAGACCUUUUAUAAAUGAACUGGUUAAUAAACUCCAAGACUUCGAGUUACAUUUAAUCCCUCUACGCCAACCUGAAUCAUUCAACAUCUCAGCUAUUAGACUGGCUAUCAACAGGAGACGUCCUCCUGUUCAAGCAAGUGACAACAGUAAGACUGGAUCGCGUUUUGCCUUGUGGCAUUACCUGUGUGACCAUUGGGAAGAUAUGAAGAAGUGGCAUAAGAAACCCACUUCUGCACUUCAAGCACGGGUAAAAGAAUUAGAAGAUAGAUCAACCACCAACUUCUCCAAAAAGGUGGUUGCUCCAGUUGAUGCGGGACAUGGCAAUAGUCAGGAGGACAACGGAGGUAACAAGUAGAGGGGCCCUGCCCCCAGCCAGGCGGGGGAAAGGGAUAACAGAGUGUAUUAGACUGUGUGGAUUAGAUGGCCUGGCACAUCAGAACCACAGAAAUUUAAGGCACAGUUAGACACUGGUGCACAGUGUACCCUAAUGCCCUCGAGACACCAAGGGACAAAAUCAAUUUAUAUUCACGGGGUGACUGGGGGUUCCCAAGAGUUGACUAUGUUGAAGGCUGAAAUAAGUCUCGCUGGCAAAGACUGGCAAAAACAUCCUAUUGUGACUGGUCCAGGGGCUCCAUGUAUACUUGGUAUUGAUUACCUCAAAAGGGGGCAUUUCAAGAAUCCCAAGGGGAAUCAGUGGGCCUUUGGAAUAGCUGCUGUAGACACAGAAGGUGUUAAACAGUUGAUUGCACUGUCUGGCCUAUCAGAAGAUCUGUCUGUUGUGGGAUUGCUAUGAGUAAAAGAGCAACAGGUACCGAUUGCUAUAAAAAUGGUGCACAGACGGCAGUACCGCACCAACAGGAAUUCCUUGCUCCCUGUUUUGAAGUUGAUUAGUCAACUAGAGAGUUAGGGAGUGAUUAGCAAAACUCACUCAAUUUUUAACAGCUCCAUAUGUCCAGUGCAUAAAGCCAGUGGAGAAUGGAGGCUGACGGUAGACUACCGCGGCCUGAAUGAAGUCACACCCUCACUGAGUGCUGCUGUGCCGGACAUGCU